AUGGCCAAGGACAAUCAUCCAUCACCGUGGAGUGCAGAGGUUCCUAAAAGCAGGAACGCUUCACUGGCAUUUGGGGAUUUGGUAUCUCAUGGAGAAAAAACCCUUCGGGAUAUUUCAUCACCAUCCAACUUGACUUCCAGCAUCAACAUGUUCAACAAAAUCCUCAAUUUUGGGAAGAGCGAGACCAAAUAUUCAACUGCAGCAAAUCUCAAAGUCAUUCUGUGUGAGAUCUUGUCACGAUACGUAGCACAUCCUGGUCUUACUGAAGAGAAGAUGGCAGCCAAUAUCCAUCGGACAUUCUGCUUUACUGACUCAUCGCUUUUAGACUCAUUUACUCAAGAGUUCAGAAGUCAGUUCUCUCAGGUACAACACAACCCACAGUACCAGGCAGCAUUCGUCAAUGAAAUGGUGUCAUUUCUAAUGCUCAUCUCCCAAGUGCAGAAUGACACCUCCCUGUGGCAUCUCCUUUUGCUGGCCCCAGAUGUGUUUCAGGGCAGCGUGCAACUGCAAGACAUAAUUGAUUUCCUUCAGAACGCAAGCAGCAUUGUGCUGGCAGCUCAGAAUGUCUCUGCGUCGUUUGUGACUGAUGAUAGUUUCAAAACUGUUCAGAAUGGGGUUACAGAUCCUCCAUAUUCCCUGAACUGCUUGGAGCAAGAUAAAGAAAAAAGUUUGGUGACCAGAUAUAUUUGUAAUCCCUUUGUUAACUGGAAAGAGAAUCGGACUUUAGUAUCUGAAUUGGAGGAAGUUCUGAGCAUGCCAUCAUUUCUGGAAGACUUCCGAGACCGUUUAAAUGGAAUGCAAGAAAUACCAUCUUUGUUUUCCGAUUAUCUGCUUAAGCCUGUGACCUACAGAAACUUUCCAGACCAGCUCCUAGCUCUCCAGAAGAUGUUUUUUAUAAUGACAGACACAAACAUAGGUUAUCAAUACCUACUGAUGCCUGUGUUUGAACUCAUGCGGAAAGUAGAAAGCUCCAUGGGUGAAGCCUGGUGGGAUGAGUUGAAUGCCUAUUGGCGCAUUGGGGAGAAAAUGAGAUCGAUGAAGUGGAAUAACACAGGCAUCAUAGCCUAUGGGCAGUUUUUAGAGGUAUUAAACAGCCAUUUACAAAAGCUGAAUAAUAAUUCAAAUAGUGUCUUCAGUGAACAAUUGGAUCAACUGUCAGAAUUUAUAAUAGCUGUGUUUAAUGAGUUUGGGGAAAACUCUGAGGUAGCCAAUAUCUCACUAGUCACUCAAGCCAUACAAAAGACUUUGUACAUAUUAAAAGACUUACAGCUGAAUUAUAAUGUCAGUAAAUUAAAAUCUAUAGAACUUUUCUUUAAUUUUGACAAUAAAACCUUUGAGAGCUUGUCUGAACUUCUGAGGACAGGAAUGAAAGUCCUUGAUUCUACAAGUGCCAGUGAAGCUUCCAGUAAAGAAAUAAUUAACUAUGUCUAUAACUUAACACAUCUUAUACUGCAGGACUUCAGCCAGUCUUCCUUACGGCACAAUACUUCACUAGAAGCAAAAAUUUGGGAGUUCUUGCAUUUAGCCUUGAGUCCUUUCCUAGAGAACAGCGACAAUGGUUAUGGGACACCCCAGAACUGCUCUGCUGAGGACAUACUCUACAUAACACUUGAGAUGCUGUUUGAAAAUACCACUCUAAGCGAGUCCUUAGCUGGGAGCCCCUGCAAACCCCUCUUUGAUUCCAUGAGCGUGGAGAGUGGAACAAUGGGCAAUGACACCUUUAAAAAAGUGUUCCAGCUUGCCAUAACGAGCCUGAAACUGUCUCCGGAGUUUGCUGCUGUCUACAAGAACAGCAGUGAACACUUUUCCAAGGAGCUGUCGUGCAUCAUCCAGUCUCUGCAGUUUUCUCUGAGUUUCCUUUCCAAAUUAAACCUUGUCUCCGAGCUGGAAAACUCUUGGGUACAGGAGAAGGCGAGAGCUCUGACUGCUCUCACGGAGGGGCUGCUGCAGAGUAAUGCCUCCUGUCCCAUCCCAGUCCAAGAUGUAGGUGAUGUGCUCCCAUCUCAGCUUUUGAACAUGCUCAUUCCUUUCAUGGUGAAUGAAACAGUACUGAACUCCCUAAAUUUCUCUGACAGCUCAGCAGACUGGCAUAGGCUGCCUGUGUUUUCCCAUCUGUUACCGUCUAUUUCCACGAGGAACAGCAGUAUAUAUGAAUUGCUACAGGUGGGCAGAAAUGCUUCCAACCAGUCUGAGUGGGGGCAUUUCUCGCGGCUGUGGCACGUCACUGGCAACGUGUUGACCACCAAAUGGAACCUAACGGAAGUGGGUGAAUAUGUGAAACUCCUGGAAACUAUGAAGAAAGCUCUAAUUCUUGUGGACUUCGGGGUAGCUCCUGGAAAAACUUUAGUACAUCAGAUCUUUCAGAAUUCUAGUGGAGGAAUUAAAUCCUCAGAUCUGAAUGAUUUGUAUCGUUCAUUAAAACUCUCUUUCAAUUCAAAUUCUGCCGCAAACAGCACGCUGGACUUGGAAAGAAUAUUUCAAGAAAUACUUCCAUUGUAUGAAGCUGGUGGUGAAGAAUUGUUCUACCCUAAUCCCUACGGAAAAGAAAAUGAAGGUGUUCUAACUAUGGCUACAGUGAUUUGGAAUCAGAUAAUUUUAAACAGGACUCAUUUUAAUACAGAGAAAGCAUGGGAGGUUAUCAAAAUGAUUGCACUUCAUGCAAUCUCGCUUGAAGACAUUGAAAAUUAUCUCAGCACAAGUGAAAAAGUGUCAUCAUUAUUUUCUGACUUCUUGUUGACCCCUGUAACUUCUGAAAAUUUUGCAGAACAGAUGUUGUCCCUUGACCAGCUUCUUGCUGCCAUGGCAAAGGUGAAUACCAGUGAUCAUUAUCUGCUGAUCUCUUCUUUGUCUAAGCUAAUGCAGAAACUCCAGAGUUCCCCUCAUGGAAGGCAGGGAAAUGAACUUCAUGCUUUCUGGCAGAUUGCUGAAGUACUCCAGUCCAUGAACUGGAAUACUACAGACACUCUCACUUCCCAGUCACUUCUAGACAUACUGCAAAAUCAGUUCAGUACCAUGAAAAAUUACUCCAGUCUUCCUUUCAGUAAGGAACUGAAGCAGCUGGUAAACUUUGCAUCUUCCAUAUUUGAGCUGUUCGGUGAAGAAGACUCCAGAGGAACCAACAUCUCCGUAUACUUGCAAGCCAUGCAGAGGAGUAUCUUAAUUUUAAAAGGUUUGCAGAAAAGUUAUAAUAUCAGUGAGCUUGAAACUAUCAACCUAUUAUUUGAUUCUUACAGUAACUAUACCCAGAGACUGAUUGAAAAGGAGUUCAGUGAGUCUUCCUUAUGGCACAAUACUUCACUAGAAGCAAAAAUUUGGGAGUUCUUGCAUUUAGCCUUGAGUCCUUUCCUAGAGAACAGCGACAAUGGUUAUGGGACACCCCAGAACUGCUCUGCUGAGGACAUACUCUACAUAACACUUGAGAUGCUGUUUGAAAAUACCACUCUAAGCGAGUCCUUAGCUGGGAGCCCCUGCAAACCCCUCUUUGAUUCCAUGAGCGUGGAGAGUGGAACAAUGGGCAAUGACACCUUUAAAAAAGUGUUCCAGCUUGCCAUAACGAGCCUGAAACUGUCUCCGGAGUUUGCUGCUGUCUACAAGAACAGCAGUGAACACUUUUCCAAGGAGCUGUCGUGCAUCAUCCAGUCUCUGCAGUUUUCUCUGAGUUUCCUUUCCAAAUUAAACCUUGUCUCCGAGCUGGAAAACUCUUGGGUACAGGAGAAGGCGAGAGCUCUGACUGCUCUCACGGAGGGGCUGCUGCAGAGUAAUGCCUCCUGUCCCAUCCCAGUCCAAGAUGUAGGUGAUGUGCUCCCAUCUCAGCUUUUGAACAUGCUCAUUCCUUUCAUGGUGAAUGAAACAGUACUGAACUCCCUAAAUUUCUCUGACAGCUUAGCAGCCUGGAAUUACCUGUCCUCACUCUUCAGCGUGGCACAGGAUGAGCUCCACAUGAACGAGCUGCUGCAGAGCAUCCAAGACACCUUCAACCUUACCGAAUGGAGUUACUACUCAAGUGUCUGGGAUGUGGUUGACAGUUUCCUAAACACAAAAAGGAAUCUAACCGAAGCAGCUGCCUUUGCAAAGUUGUUGGAAGCAGUGGCAAACAACUCUGCUAACAAUGUGUCAGCUCUAGAAAUCAUAGAAGCUAGUCACUACAUUCUCAAGAGGCUGAACUUCUUUGAUCUGCUAAAUGAAUUCAAUAUAAGUUCCAGUUUGGCUUUUCUCUCUGACAAAACUAGUUUUGAUAGUGUCAUUGACAUUGUCGCUCAUCACUUCAUUGUCAUGGCAGAAACCCUGUACAACAAGACCCUACCUUGGACUCAGAGUGACCAAACUCUGUCACCAACCAGUUUGAUCACACGAUUUCUGUUUUUAGAAUUUGAAAACACCAUCUUACAGGUGACAGUGAAUAACAGCUAUAACCCUUACCUGAUGUGUUUAAUAAAUGCCACUGAAGUUGAAGACAGCAAAUUGACAGAAAACAUCACACUGCUUUUGAAGCAAACUCAUCUGAAAAAGAACUCUUUCAUGCAAAAUAACACCUCUGAGAAACAUUCAUCCAUACCAGAGCUCCUGAAGCUAAAAAUAUCUCACCUCCGGGAUCUGACAACACUUCUUUGUGACUAUGAGAGCUUUAAGUCAAUACAGCGUAUUUGCCAUCUCCCUAAUGUUAGCUUUGGAGAACUGUGUGAACAAAGUCAAUCUCAUGAGCAGCUCCUCCGCGCUAUUGAACUGAGCAAUCAAGUUGUGACCAAUGUACUGAAUCACAGAAGAAUCUCACAAGAGCUUCAAAACAUACUGAUUGGGGAUGCCUCAAACAUCCAGACACAAAUGAAGUGGUUUCAAGAAAAUGUACCAGAAAUUGCUUUCUUUCAAGAGAUUCCUCAGUAUAUGACUGCUUUGAAUUCCAUGUUGAACAUCACUGAGAAUUUAACAGAUUCUAGCAAGCAAGAAAAGUUGAGAGAUGUGUUUAAAAAUGUGGACCAGCUCAAAGAGGAUCUCAAAAACACAACAGGAAUGUCCACAGCCAGUAUUGAUGCUCUUCUGGAAGCAUCUCUCCCGGAAAACAGCAGUCAGUUCAUUUCUCAGAUCCUCCAGCUGGAGUCUUGUGGCAUCCAUCCUGCUGACCCACAGCUGCAAACAGUAGUGGAGGAGUUCUGCAAUCUCUCUCUUUCAGAGAGGACUCGUGAGACAUACAUCCUGGGGGUCACACUGUUACGACACUUAGACAUUUACAAUUUCUUAUACAAGAUGUUUUUCCCUAAGGAACUUCAGAAACCCGUGGACAAGAUGUUAGGCCUUCUGACAAAAAUGAAAUAUUUCAGACACCAGGUUGAAUCUGGCGUUGAUCCAUUGCUACAAGCUAUUCACUCACUGAAAAAGCUCCGGCAGUCUAGAAAUGUGCCACUGACUAAGGCAUUAUUUAAACCAAACAACUUUAGGAUAACACAUGGCACAUUUAAGUCCAUGUCAAAAGUCCUCUGCAACCAGGAGAUCACACCCCUGUUUUUUGAGUCCUUGCUUCCAGAUUUUGGAGACCCUGUAAGCAACAGUUCUUCUGUGGAGGAUGUCUAUGUCCAAAAGAUGAUCAGGAAAUAUGGGAUUCCUCAUGACUCCACACCGUUUUGCUUAUCGUUUUACCUGGACCUGGUCAAGACCCCAACUGGAGCUUUAAUUUGGUCUUUUUUAAAACCAAUGGUGCUUGGGAAGAUCCUUUAUACACCAGAUACCAUAGAAACUCGAGCAAUCAUGGGAAAGUCUAAUGCAACCCUGAAGCAGAUGGCUGAUCUAGCCCUGAAGUCCCAGGAGUGGUUGGACAAGUCUCCUGUCAUCAUGAAUUCACUGACUAAGUUAAACCAGACUGUUCCGAUGAUCAAGAACACCCUGCAGAAUCCCUUUGUGCAGGUUUUUAUCAAGCUGAUGGUGGAUUUGGAUGCAGUUGAAUUGCUGAGUCAAAUAAAUGAACUGGAUGAUAUUCGGCUGGAAUUGCAGAACAACGCUGACAUUGUCGAUCAGCUGAAUACGUUAGCUACCCUUGCUGUAAAUGUGUCUUCCUGUGUCUCAUUUAAUCGCAUUCAGGCAGUCAGAAACUUAGAAGAAAUGGAAAUGGUGGCUAAAGAGCUCUUUCUGAAGAACGAGCUUUUCGCAAGUGUCAUUUUCAAGCUGCCUUCAAGCCAUAGCAGCCCUGGACGCUCAGUUCACGGGGACUUGGCCCUCCCUCCUGUGCUCAACUACACCAUCCGAAUGAGCAGCAGGAUCACGCAAACCACCAACAGAAUAAGGGAGCGCAUCUGGACAGUGGGCCCGCACAAUUCCACCUCGCAGAGCCAGAUUUACAGCCGGGCGUUUAUUUAUAUCCAGGACAGCAUUGAAAGAGCCAUUAUUGAGUUACAGACUGGCAAGAAGCCAGAGGAAAUAGCUGUUCAAGUCCAGGCCAUGCCUUACCCCUGCUACAACAAGGAUAUGUUCUUAACCAGCGUGACCUACUCUCUUCCAUUUGCUCUGAUGGCUGCCUGGGUGCUGUUUAUAGCUGAUUUUGUUAAAACACUUGUUCAAGAGAAAGAUCUGAGGCUUUAUGAGUACAUGAAAAUGAUGGGUGUUAAUGCCAGCAGCCAUUUCAUCGCCUGGUUCAUAGAGUGCGCCAUCUUCCUUCUAAUUACUGUCACCUUCCUCAUCAUUGUUCUAAAAGUGGGUGACAUCCUUCCCAAAACAAACACAGCUCUCCUGUUUGUGUACCUUAUGGACUACAGCCUGUCCAUCAUAGCCAUGAGCUAUUUCAUCAGUGUUUUCUUCAAUAACACCAACAUAGCGGCCUUGGUGGGCAGUCUCGUGUACAUCCUCACCUUCUUCCCCUUCAUCGUGUUGCUCGUCAUCGAGAAUCAUUUGAGCUUCUCUGUGAAGAGCCUACUGAGUCUGUUGUCUCCAACUGCAUUCAGUUAUGCAAGUCAAUACAUUGCUCGAUAUGAGGCACAGGGCAUAGGUCUGCAGUGGGACAACAUGUAUAAGUCCCCAAUGAUUGGCGACAACACUUCAUUUGGCUGGAUGUGCUGGCUCAUUCUGAUAGACUCUUUCAUUUACUUCAUCCUGGGAUGGUAUAUAAGGAAUGUUUUCCCAGGUAGAUACGGCAUGGCUGCUCCCUGGUAUUUCCCAUUGCUUCCAUCUUACUGGGUCGAAUACAACAGUUACCUCCCCUUCUGGAACGAGAAACGAAAAGGCCUUCUCUUCACCAAGCUGAUGUUAAGGAAAGAAGCCACCCUCAACAACAAGAUAUGUGCCCCUCCUCCUCACCUGGAACCGGAACCCACUGAUCUUACCUUGGGAGUCUCCCUCCAUGGCAUAACAAAGGUCUAUGGAUCCAAAGCUGCAGUGGACAACCUCAGCCUCAACUUCUAUGAAGGGAAUAUCACUUCCCUGCUGGGACACAAUGGAGCCGGGAAAACUACAACCAUAUCUAUUUUGACUGGGUUGUUCCCUACCUCAUCAGGUACUAUCUUUGUGUAUGGCAAAGACAUCAGGACUGACCAGGAGGUUAUCAGGAAGAACAUGGGUGUGUGUAUGCAGCACAACGUGCUUUUUAACUACCUCACCACAAAGGAACACCUGCUGCUCUAUGGGUACAUCAAAGUCCCUCACUGGAGUAAACAGGAGCUCUACCAAGAAGUGAAGAGGACUUUGAAGGAGACUGGACUGUACAGCCAUCGUCACAAGCUAGCUGGCUCCCUGUCUGGGGGGAUGAAGAGGAAGUUAUCUAUAGCUAUUGCUCUCCUGGGUGGAUCGAGGGUGGUAAUACUAGACGAACCAACCACAGGGGUGGAUCCAUGCUCUCGCAGAAGUAUUUGGGAAAUUAUCUCCAAGAAUAAAAAAGGCAGAACCAUCAUUCUCUCAACACAUCACUUGGAUGAAGCAGAAGUUCUGAGUGACCGAAUCGCCUUCCUAGAGCAUGGAGGGCUCAAAUGUUGUGGUUCGCCAUUCUACCUCAAGGAAACAUUUGGUGAUGGAUACCACCUGACACUCACAAAAAAGAAGAACAUGAUAGAGGAGUGUGACACCACAGCAGUGACCUCCUUGAUCCAGUCCCACCUCCCGGAGGCUUAUCUCAAGGAGGAUAUUGGUGGAGAGCUCGUGUACGUGCUUCCCCCCUUCAAGUCCACAGUCUCAGGGGCCUACCAAGCACUUCUCAGAGCCCUCGAUACCAGCUUGAGUGAUCUCCACCUUGGUUGCUACGGGAUUUCAAACACGACUGUGGAAGAGGUGUUUCUCAAUCUGACAAAAGAGCUAGUGAAGGACCAGCAAGAAGAUGCUGAACUGCCCCAACAGCUGCCUGGAGCCAGUGGUCAAAUUGGCAGUGACGAAAUGUCUAUGAGCACGGAUACCUUCACAGAAAGAGAUGAUCAGCUCCUGAUUAGGUCAAAAAGCCUGCAGGGUUUGCCAUUGCUGCUUAAGAAGACAUCAGCUUUGUUCACUAAGAGAUUUCACCAUACCCGGCGGGAUGUCAGGGGCUUCAUUGCUCAAGUCAUCCUCCCGGUCCUCUUUGUGAUGGCUGCAAUGGGACUUGGGACACUGAGAACUAAGGAGACUGAAUAUCCCGAACUGAUUCUUUCCCCCUCUCUGUACGGCACGUCCGACCAGGCAGACUUCUUUGGGAAUUUUAAUGAAACCACAGAUGCUUUAGUCGCUUCGAUGCUUGCUUUCCCUGGAACAGAUAACACAUGCAUGAAUGAAAGCAAUUCGCAGUGUUUAACGGAGGACAUGCUUGGCCAGUGGAUUUUCAGUGGAAACCAGACAACUAAGUAUUCUGCCUGCAACUGCACAGAUGGCAUCCAGACAUGUCCACAGACGAACUACACUCCCCCUCACAGAAGGACCUUCUCCACACGGACAAUUUAUAACCUUACAGGGCACAAUGUGGAGACCUACAUUCUGGCAACUACCAAAGACUUCCUGCAAAAACGGUAUGGUGGCUGGAGCUUCGGGCUGCCUUUGACAACAGAUCUUCAGUUCGAUAUCAGGCCAGUGCCCCCCAACAGAACAUUGACUAAGGUGUGGUAUAAUCCCGAAGGUUAUCACAGCCUUCCAGCCUAUCUCAACAGCUUGAACAACUUCAUUCUUCGAGCUAACUUGCCAAAAAAUGAGACUUCCCAAUAUGGUAUUUUCCUAUCAGCUCACCCAUAUCCUGGAGGACAGAGUCAAGAACAAGUAAUGCUCAACAGCUUACUCGACAUCAUCGUUUCAAUGUCUGUUUUGGUUGGCUACUCUAUCACAACGGCAAGCUUUGUGCUCUACGUGGUAAAAGAACAUCAAACCAAAGCCAAACAACUGCAGCAUAUUUCAGGCAUGGGGAUGACAAGCUAUUGGGUGACUAACUUCGUUUAUGAUCUGGUACUUUUUAUGGUCCCUAUUGGACUCUCAAUAGGAGUUAUUUCAUCCUUCCAGAUACCAGCUUUCUGCAACAACAAUAACUUACUGGCAGUAUUUCUUCUGCUGUUACUGUUUGGAUACGCAACGUUUUCAUGGAUGUACCUGCUGGCUGGGUUUUUCAAAGAAACAGGAAUGGCCUUCAUUGUUUACGUCUGCGUCAACUUGUUCUUUGGCAUCAAUACCAUCAUUACUCACUCGGUUGUAUUUCUGCUCUCCCAGGAAAAGGCCACAGACCAGGGCUUGCAUGAUCUCGCUGAAAACUUAAGGCAUGUGUUCCUUCUGUUCCCACAAUUUUGCUUCGGCUAUGGCUUGAUUGAACUGUCACAGGAUCAGGCGCUGCUGGGCUUCUUAAAAGCCUAUGGAGUGGACUACCCUGACAAAACCUUUGAGCUGGACAAGACCACAUCCAAGCUGUUUGCCAUGUUUAUCCAGGGCACCGUGUUUUUUGCCAUUCGUCUUACAGUUCAUGACAGGAUGAUUCAGAGAGUUUGGAACAACAUACUAGAGUUCCUGUUUGAUAGAGUGCAUGGCAAAGCAUCGCUUCUGCCACCCGCGGCUGAAGAGGACGGAGACGUCCAGGCAGAGAGGAACCGGGUGGAGUCUGGCAAAGCUGAUUUCGACGUGGUGCAGCUCCAGAAUCUCACAAAGGUCUACCACCUUCCUCACAAACGCAUCACGGCUGUGAAAAACAUCAGCCUUGGGAUCCCUGCUGGAGAGUGCUUUGGCUUGCUUGGUGUGAACGGAGCUGGAAAGACGACCAUCUUUAAGAUGUUGACAGGCGAUAUCGGAGCAUCCAGCGGAAGGUUGCGGGUCCAGGAUCAUUCUGGGUCCUUGAAUGACAUUAGCGAGGCACACUGGUCACUCUUUGGCUACUGUCCUCAAGAAGACGCCUUGGAUGACUUGCUGACAGUGGAAGAGCACAUGUAUUACUAUGCUAGGCUCCAUGGCAUCCCAGAGAGAGAGAUCAAAGGAGUUGUACUUCAGCUUCUCCACCGGCUGAAUCUGAUGGCCUACAAAGACAGAGUCACCUCUAUGUGCAGUUAUGGCACCAACAGAAAAUUGUCGACUGCUCUGGCUCUCAUUGGGAAUCCAUCAAUUCUGCUGCUGGAUGAACCGAGCUCUGGAAUGGAUCCAAAUGCUAAACGCCACCUUUGGAAAAUCAUCAGUGAGGAAGUGCAGAACAAAUGCUCGGUGAUACUCACAUCUCACAGCAUGGAGGAAUGUGAAGCCCUCUGUACCAGGCUGGCUAUUAUGGUGAAUGGGAGUUUUCAGUGCAUUGGCUCUUUGCAGCAUAUCAAGAGCAGGUUUGGAAGAGGAUUCACUGUGAAGAUGCACUUAAAUAGCAACACAGUUAACACUGAGACGCUGACAGAGUUCAUGAAAUCACACUUUCCAAAUACAUGCCUGAAGGAUCGGCAUUUCAGCAUGGUGGAGUAUCACGUUCCAGUCUCUGCAGGAGGGGUAGCAAAUAUAUUUGAUCUCCUGGAAGCCAGCAAAGCAGCCUUCAAUAUCAGGCACUUCUCAGUGAGUCAAACAACGUUAGAGGAGGUUUUCAUCAACUUUGCUAAAGAUCAAGUAGAUCCUGAUGGUGUGGAUGCAGGCCCUGAUGUGACACUGGACAGCUCUGACACAAGUAGCCAAGAUAGCACCAUAAGCUCUAUCUAUUGA
Messenger RNA from Fulmarus glacialis (Northern fulmar), 11076 nucleotides. RefSeq names its product ATP-binding cassette, sub-family A (ABC1), member 12 (gene ABCA12). Gene Ontology annotation, molecular function: lipid carrier activity; ATP hydrolysis activity; ATP binding. Bases 1 to 11076 code for a protein of 3691 amino acids. Gene Ontology annotation, cellular component: membrane; intracellular membrane-bounded organelle. The record is from RefSeq and is a predicted model, not a curated record. The transcript has 52 exons. Gene Ontology annotation, biological process: transmembrane transport; lipid transport. NCBI's taxonomy places the organism in Eukaryota, Metazoa, Chordata, Aves, Procellariiformes, Procellariidae.